AUGGCACCUGUCAAACCCUUUUGGUCUCAACCUUCCCACCCACAUAUCCAAGAAGUAAUCUACGGCGAGGAUGAAAAUGGAUAUACCACCAAAUCCAUCUCCAAAGUUUCUCUUCCUCCUUUUGCUGUUUUUGCAAAAUUGGAAUUUCCACCAUGUACCGAUGCCCCAGAAGCUACUUAUGCUACUGUCCAAACAGGUGCAGACACACAUUUGAAUCUCAAUUCAGAUUUAUUGUACAUCAAUCAUUCCUGUGAACCUUCUCUCAUCUUUGACGUGCAAAACCGCACCAUCCUCACCUCCCACACCGGCCUCACUGUAGGCCAAGAACUAACUUUCUUCUACCCUUCUACCGAAUGGUCCAUGUCCCAGCCAUUUCCCUGCAACUGUGCUACUGCCUCUUGCGUGGGAGAGAUCAGUGGGGCGGGACAGAUGAGCGCUAAAGCUUUAGAAGGAAAAUGGCUGAGCGCUCACAUUCGACGGGCUUUAGAGGAGAAGAGAGAUGGAAAUGGAAUUGGUAACGUGAUGAAAAAUGGAGAGAAGAGUAUCAAUGGAAAGUUAAACGGCGUUAAUGGAGAGAAGUCAAAUGGAGAAGUUAAUGGAGAGGGAGAAAUAAAUGGACGACGUGGCGUCACGAGUAGGGAAAUGAGCGGAGAGAUGGGUGGGGAUACUUUGUAG
Messenger RNA from Botrytis byssoidea, 675 nucleotides. RefSeq lists its product as uncharacterized. The record is from RefSeq and is a predicted model, not a curated record. Bases 1 to 675 code for a protein of 224 amino acids. Lineage: Eukaryota; Fungi; Ascomycota; Leotiomycetes; Helotiales; Sclerotiniaceae. The transcript has 3 exons.